Messenger RNA from Acanthopagrus latus (yellowfin seabream), 3928 nucleotides. It is a transcript of the gene mindy1, whose product is annotated as MINDY lysine 48 deubiquitinase 1. Gene Ontology annotation, molecular function: cysteine-type carboxypeptidase activity; cysteine-type deubiquitinase activity; K48-linked deubiquitinase activity. NCBI's taxonomy places the organism in Eukaryota, Metazoa, Chordata, Actinopteri, Spariformes, Sparidae. Gene Ontology annotation, biological process: protein K48-linked deubiquitination. Gene Ontology annotation, cellular component: cell periphery; cytosol. Bases 534 to 2510 code for a protein of 658 amino acids. The record is from RefSeq and is a predicted model, not a curated record. The transcript has 12 exons.
UCGUGUGAACUUCUGACCGGAUGUGGCUUUUUGUUCGUCCGAGAAACUCAGCUGAGGUUUCAAAGCAGCAGCGGGACGCAGAGCGGAUCUGUGGUGAAUAAAACACUGAACAUGUGGAGCUCAACAAUGCGCUGCACCUGAGAAGAUACUGAGCUCUGACAGGACGUCCGUGUCGCCGGCUGACAGACUUCCUUCUUCAGUUUGUCACGUCGUCACUUCCUGUCAGCAGGAGAGAAGAAGAAGAAGAAUUUCAGUCUGUAUUUUAUAUUUAAUUCAUGACGACAGACUGUGCCUCAGGUUCAGGUAGAUAGGUGCGUUUGUUUCGUGAACCUCAACAGGAGACGGGCUGACACAGAGGUGAUCGUCGAGGUUCUCCUGGCGGCCAUGUUGGGGCCUCAGCUGCUGCCCGUCACCUCCACCGCCACGCCUCCAUCUUGAAUCAGUGUUUUGUGAAGUGACCAAAGCAAAGUUCCUGAAGUUAGUUUUCUAUAAAACGAGUCGGUGUUUCUUCAUCGUCGACCGAUCAGCCAAUCAUGGCGGAGUCUUGCUCGCAACCAGCCGCAGCAGCUGACCUGCUGAUUGAGCAGAACAAAGAUGACCCGUCUGGUCCUGCAGGAAGUGUCUCCAAAGAACUGAUCGUAACCACGACAACGGAAGGGCCGGGCCCCAUGCCGGGGUCGGACGUCAGAGCCGAGGGCCCGAGCACCAACGGCGCCGCCGACAGUCCUCUUACUGCCAAAGUCUUUGAGGAGGAAGCCACGCCCACGCCGCCGGACACGUCGUCGCUGUCAUCUGAAAACGACACGGUGACCGCCGUCACCACAGAAGAAGAAUCUCUGUCUAUUCUGCUGAGACACAUCAAGACAGAAGGAGGGCAGGACAGAGGAGGAGAGCCAGUCACAGGUCUCUGGUCUCUGAUGUGGUGUGCAGGUCUAGAUCUGGACCUGGACGAGAGCUCCUCUGUGGCGACGGCGGGCGGCUCAGACGACCAGCGCGAGUCCUCAGACUCCGCCUCCUUCUCCAUCCCCAGCCUGGAACUGUCAGACGGGAACACGGCCGCAGGAAACUCCCUGGACGUGGACGACGGCCUGUCCUCGUCCUACUCGGCUCUCGGCGUGGAGGGCGGCUCUCCGUCCACAGAGGUCCCGAGUCUGAAGGACGAGAUGCUGGAGGCCGCCGGAGGCGCUGUAGCUGCUGCUGCUCCUCCUGCUGCUCCUCCUGCUGCUGCUGCUGCUCCAGAGGCCGGCCCGUCCAUGCCCGCAUACUACCUGGUGAAGUGGAUCACCUGGAAGGAGAAGAAGACACCCAUCAUCACUCAGAGUGAAAACGGACCCUGCCCCCUGCUGGCCAUCAUGAAUACACUGUUCCUGCGCUGGAAGGUGAGAGCAGGUGACGGACAGGUGGAGGUGGGACAGGUGGAGGUGAGAGCAGGUGACAGACAGGUGGAGGUGAGAGCAGGUGACAGACAGGUGGAGGUGAGAGCAGGUGACGGACAGGUGGAGAUGAGGCACUGUCAGACGAACACACCUGAACGUCUUCACUUUGUAUUUCAGGCGAAGCUUCCUGCUCAGACUGAAGUCAUCACCACUGAGGACCUGAUGGCUCACCUGGGUGAGUGUGUGUUGUCUGUCACACCCAGAGAGAAGGCUGAUGGGAUGGAGCUCAACUUCCAACAGAACAUGAGUGAUGCGAUGGCGGUGCUGCCGAAGCUCUCCACAGGUCUGGAUGUUAACGUGCGUUUCACUGGCGUGACAGACUUUGAAUACACACCUGAGUGUAUCGUGUUCGACCUGCUCGACAUCCCGCUGUACCACGGCUGGCUGGUCGACCCGCAGAGUCCAGAGAUGGUGGCGUCUGUGGGGAAGCUGAGCUACAACCAGCUGGUGGAGAAGAUCAUCGACUACAAACACUCAGCCGACAGCAGCCGAGUCAGUGAAGGUCUGGUGGCUGAACAGUUCCUGGAGUCGACGGCGACUCAGCUGUCGUAUCACGGUCUGUGUGAACUGAACACGACGGCCAAAGAGGGCGAGAUCUCCGUGUUCUUCAGAAACAACCACUUCAGUACCAUGAUCAAACACAAGGGUCACCUGUACCUGCUGGUGACGGAUCAGGGCUUCCUGCAGGAGGAGGGUCUGGUCUGGGAGUCUCUUCAUAACGUCGAGGGCGACGGAAACUUCUGCGACUCGGACUUCAGACUGUGUCAUCCUCCUCAGAGAGCUCCGCCCACCGCCGCGCUGCCGCCGAGCGCCCAGGAGCAGCAGAGGCAGAUCGACCAGGACUACCUGGUGGCGGUGUCCCUGCAGCAGCAGCAGGGCGGGGCCCCGGGGCCCCUCAGCGACCUGGAGUUGGCCCGGCAGCUCCAGCAGGAGGAGUACCAGCAGCAGCAGCAGCUCCAGCAGCAGCAGCAGCCGCAGGGAUCGGUGCAGGCAGCUCAGCAGGUCAGAGGUCAGGGGUCACAACAGGGCGGAGCCAGGAGAAGAGACAAGGACUCAGACUGUGUCAUCCUAUAGACUCUUCAUCAUCAUCAUCAUCACCACCACCACACACACACACACACACACACACACACACACACACACACACAGCUCGAUGCCAAACCCCAGUGCUUUUUGGAAAGUUUGUAUAUUUGUAAGAACUUCCUGUUGAUCUGAUCAAACAGGAAACACUGAGUGUUUACAGCUGAUCAGCUUCAUUGAUGAUCAGUCAGUUAGUUACCAAUGCUGAAUUGAUCAGCUGUGAAACAUUAAUGAUUUUGACAUUUGGGUUGCAGGUUGGUAACGGAUCUAUGAAGACACGGGAAGUGAUUGAUCAUCACUAAAGCGAUCAGCUGCUGACUCAGUGAAACUGGUUCAUCUGAUGUAACGUUGUUAAUGUGUGUUGGGACCAGUUUCACCUGCAGAGUCUCGUCACUGGUUCAGGAUCAUUGAUCUGGUAUCAGCCUGUGACCGACUCUGGUGACAUUGAUCCUUUCCAAUAAUCAGCUGAUGGCUAAACUGUAAACCAGGCGGGAGCUUCAGUCCCAACAUCCAGAAGUGAGUCAAUUCAAAAAUCCCUUUAGAUUUCUACUGAUUUUAGUUUCUCAGCAGAAGUUGAGUUCUGUGACGAGGAUUCAGUUAUAAACGAUGAUGUAAUCGAUGAUGUAAUGACAUUUUCGUCUGUCAUCACGUCUUUUCACUGCAGCUGAACCAGAACCAGAACUUCUUUGUUUCAAAGCUGCAAAAAACAUACUUAUUUCUGAAAAAGUCAAAUUAUUCUGAUUUAUUUUUAUUUCAUAAUUUUGUAAACAUUAUUUUAGCAACACAAGUGUUUCCUCAAAGCUUAACUAUGCAGGAAGAACAAACUUAAAGUCAUCACUUUGUUUAAUUAGUCUCUUUAUCGAUAACGAGUUCUGACUUUUCAUGUUUAAUUCAUCUGUAAGUUUAAACUGAGUUUUUAUAACCAGCGCCUGAAAUUAAAACUUAAAGAGUGAAAGGACAUUGAUGAUGUCAUCAAACCUCACAGCUCCACUUCUCUGAUUCUGUUGAGGGAACGAACUGUCAGAACCUUCUGGAUGGACUCCAGAACCUGGUGGACUGAAGCCCGUCUGGACUGAUCCGCGUUGUAACUCUGCUGAUGUUGAAUAAAGUGUUGAAGGUUCGUCCAGGAGGACUAAUGAGGACCAGGACCUCAGAGUCCUGCUCUGAAGCCAUGUUAACGUCUUAAACUGAGUAAUAAACGUCUGCUGAUCAGACGAACACACUCACAAACUUUCCCAUCAUGCCUCUGUGAGUGUUGGGGGCGUGUACUUCCUGUUGUCAUCCGAUGUUUUUAAGGUUUUUGUCAGGUGUGUGUCGACAGCUUCGGUGUCGGACUCCGCCUUGCUCUCCAAGCUUUGUAUUUAAUUUGUCAUGAUGUCAAAUUAUCAGUAAAAACUAAACCCCGCCCUGCU